CAUCACACUCGCACACAGGCGGAGAGGGAGGGAGCGCGGAGGGAGAUAUAUUUAUAGCCCGGAGCGAAGCUGCAACGCCGAUCUACACAGACAGACGGGGCUUUGGGGCACGACGCGUCGAAAUGAAGCUCUUCCUCACGGUACUUCUGCUCGGGGCCGCGGUGGCCUCGGCCACCUCAGCCGGUACCGACGGAGAGAUCUCCUACGAGUACCACCGCUACGAGGAGCUGCGAAAGGCGCUGGUGUCGGUGUGGCUGCAGUGUCCGACCAUCACCCGCAUCUACACCAUCGGGGAGAGCUUCGAGGGCCGCGAGCUGCUGGUGCUGGAGAUGUCCGACAACCCCGGGACGCACGAGGCGGGUGAGCCCGAGUUCAAGUACAUCGCCAACAUGCACGGCAACGAGGCCGUGGGCAGGGAGCUGCUCAUUUACCUGGCCCAGUACCUGUGCAACCAGUACCAGCAAGGCAACGAGACCGUCAUCGAGCUCAUCCACAACACCCGCAUCCACCUGAUGCCCUCCAUGAACCCCGACGGCUUCGAGAAGGCAGCGUCCCAGCCUGGAGAGAUCAAGGAUUGGUUCGUGGGCCGCAGUAACGCGCAGGGCGUGGACCUGAACCGCAACUUCCCCGACCUGGACCGCAUCAUCUACGUCAACGAGAGGGAGGGAGGCGCCAACAACCACCUGCUGCAGAACAUGAAGAAGGCGGUGGAUGAGAACACCAAGCUGGCUCCAGAGACCAAAGCGGUGAUUCACUGGAUCAUGGACAUUCCUUUUGUCCUGUCAGCCAACCUGCAUGGAGGAGACGUGGUGGCCAACUACCCAUACGACGAGACCCGCACCGGAUCCACACACGAGUACAGCGCCAGUCCAGAUGACGUGAUGUUCAAGUCCCUGGCCAAGGCCUACUCUAUAUACAACCCAGUCAUGUCCGACCCACAACGACCCCCCUGCCGUAAGAACGACGACGACUCCAGCUUCAAAGAAGGCAUCACUAACGGAGGGGCCUGGUACAGCGUUCCAGGAGGAAUGCAGGACUUCAACUACCUCAGCAGCAACUGCUUUGAAAUCACCCUGGAGCUCAGCUGUGACAAAUUCCCCGAUGAGGACACGCUCAAGACCUACUGGGAGCAGAACCGCAAUUCGCUGGUCAACUACAUUGAGCAGGUCCACCGCGGCGUUAAGGGCUUCGUGCGUGACUUCCAGGGCAACCCCAUUUCCAAUGCCAGCAUUUCUGUGGAGGGUAUUGACCACGACAUCACCACAGCCAAAGAUGGAGACUAUUGGCGUCUACUGGCUCCAGGGAACUACAAAGUAGCAGCCUCUGCUCCAGGAUACCUGACAGUCAUCAAGAAAGUGGCUGUUCCCUACAGCCCUGCAACCAGGGUGGACUUUGAGCUGGAGUCUCUGAUGGAGAGGAAGGAGGAGGAGCGGGAGGAGCUGAUGGACUGGUGGAAGAUGAUGUCAGAGACACUGAACUUCUAAUGUGCUUGUGUGAUCGGACCGUCAGCACAUCGAUGUAGUCUGUGUGGCCGUCCUCUCUAAAAAAGAAUAUAUUGUGUCUUCUUGUUUUUUUCUCUUUCAAUCAUUAUUUGGAUUGAUUAUAUUGUUUAUUACUGUAACAGUUGGCCUCAUUCUUCUGUAGAGUAUUUGCAUAUCCUGCACAUACAAUGACAAAACCGGGAGGCGUUGGCAGAUAGUUUGAUGGCAGUGAGGUCGAUGUUGAUUUGUGUGGUAUUGUGUUCUUUAUCGUACACGUCUUUGAUAACCAUGGCACCCAUCUAUAUAACCAGUGAAUGACUGAGACUGACUGACUGUCUGAAUAAGAAUAUGUCACGUUUCCUGUUAAAUGUCUCUUUCCCCAGGAUUUAGUACAAACACAUACAGUAUUUAUACAUCUAGAAACACAUACAAAUACACACCCCUUCACUCCCCGGUGGCUGUAAACUCACUCAUGUAUUAUAAAAAUACAAGAUAAUGGUUCUGAGAUAAUCAGGAACAUUAGAAAAACCACAGUAAACAUGAUACUGUAAACAAUCGACAACAUCAAGCUCGUUUCCCUGUACGUUAUUGAUGUGAAGAUAUUUUUUAUCUCACUACAGCACAGCCUUGAUUUUAGCACAAGAUGAAUGGUUGUGAUAUAUAUAUAUAUACUGUAUUUAUGAACUAGGCAUAAGAAGAAAGGUGUUUUUUGUAACAAUCGAAGAAAACAAGGCCAUAACACUUCUCUCCACCUGAGUCUAUUCUAAGCCAUUCCUCUGUAGAAGCUAAGUUUUCAUAGAUAAAUUAACACUAAUCUUCAGAAUGGACAAAGAAGGUUCUUUUGACUGUAUGAAUGCAAUUCACCUGGAAAGUAUUUAUUGAAUGUAAAGCUAUGGAAACAAAAUGUAAAGAUUAGAGAAUUAAAUAAAACUCCCCUCUUUAUGUUGUCA
Messenger RNA from Betta splendens (Siamese fighting fish), 2431 nucleotides. It is a transcript of the gene cpe, whose product is annotated as carboxypeptidase E. NCBI's taxonomy places the organism in Eukaryota, Metazoa, Chordata, Actinopteri, Anabantiformes, Osphronemidae. The coding region runs from base 123 to 1484 and encodes 453 amino acids. The record is from RefSeq and is a predicted model, not a curated record. Gene Ontology annotation, biological process: proteolysis. The transcript has 9 exons. Gene Ontology annotation, molecular function: zinc ion binding; metallocarboxypeptidase activity.